This is a messenger RNA of Pseudomassariella vexata, 1666 nucleotides long. RefSeq lists its product as uncharacterized. Lineage: Eukaryota; Fungi; Ascomycota; Sordariomycetes; Amphisphaeriales; Pseudomassariaceae. The transcript is spliced from 3 exons. Bases 217 to 1542 code for a protein of 441 amino acids. The record is from RefSeq and is a predicted model, not a curated record.
ACUGAGCUGCGCAUCUCACGGAUGGCGUUGUAACCGAUACCUACUACUGGUGGGCAGAUCUCCAGUCUACUAUUUUAUAUCACUGUCCGUUCUCUAUGCUUUUGGCACCGGACCGUAGCUUGCUCAUGAUUUCUGCAAAACAUUGCCCAUACACAUACGUUUAUUCUCCUAGCCUUGCAGCUCUUUCAUUCGUUGACUCAAUCAAUUGUUUCCAGAAUGGUCCUCUCACUUAGUUACCGACGCCCACAGCGCGUUGAUACAAUAGAAUCCCGUCGAUGUGACGACUAUAUCUCGGACAAUGAAAAAGAGGAUUUAUCUCUUAGAUCAGGGCGGUCUGGGGCUUCGACCGGAGUUCCUGAUGCCCUUGCCUUCGAUAAGAUCAUCAAUGGCGGUACCUGCCCGCCGAUGACAAUUCGAGAUUUCAUGAACUACCUCAUCUACAUCGAACACUCAGCAGAAAACCUCCAGUUCUUCCUAUGGUACCGCGAGUACGUCCAGCGCUUUAAGGAGGCCAGCACCUCUGACAUCCUGCUUGCUCCCGAGUGGACCCAAGCACAGGAAAAUGAGGUGAUUGCUAAACUGCAUAAAGCGGCUGCGGAUAAGCGGAAGAAGGAACCCAAGGCGGCGGAGAUUUUCAAGGGCACCGAUUUCGAGAAGCGCGUAGAGACGGUCAUCGAAAGCAAAGAUCCGUUCUCAACCCCACCGCGCACUGCAGGAAGUCACGACAAUGACACACCCUCUGUCUUCUCGGGCAACAGCUCUAAUGCCACAAGCUGUCGCUCACAAGCUCAGAACGCCUUCAACGCCGCGGGUGCCAACCAGCCUUUCUCCAUUCAGCCCUUCAGGGAGGAAAUUGACAGAGUGGUUGCAACGUACAUCGCCGACGACGCGCCCCGACAACUCAACUUGUCGUCCCGCGAGCAAAAGGUGGUGCUGCAGGCUCUGGCGUAUACGACUCACCCAUCAGCCUUCCGCACUGUUGCCCGAAGCAUUGAAAACACCCUUCGCACGCAAGCCCACCGCAAUUUCAUACGCUGGUCCAUCUGCAACGGCAAUCCCGCUCGCGUCUGGUUCGCUCGUGGCCUCGGCGUUGGGACUAUCGUUCUCGCCACCGUUCUAGCUGUCAUCCUCGCCCUCAGUCGAGUCAGACGCGGCUGGCGGGCCCUCGCGGCCAUCGGCUGGGUGCUCGGCAUCGCCACGCUCAUCGCGGCGUACAAGGGCAUGUGCGUGGUGCUACACGGGCUGCACCACCGGCACAUCCGGCCUUGGGAGCUCUUCGUCGAGGACGACGGCGAGAGCCGGGCCAAGACGAGCUUCGACUCUUUUGGGUCGUCCAACAGUUACGAGGAGGAGCCGUGGAUUGUCAAGUACGAGAAACGGAACAUUGUUCGGAAGGUCUUUGAUCGUGAGGUGUGGAUUCAGGAGCCUGCUCUUAGGCAGAUCCAGGAUACUAUCUUUAUUCAGUCUAUGAUCUGCGCUCUUCUCGGAGCGGGGGUCUUGACGGCUGUUUUUGUUGCGGUUCCAGGUGGUCGUCUCUUUUGAUUUGAGAUACACAACGUGUUGGUCUGACUUACUACAUCCGGUUCCAUGGCAGGGUUUCUAAAUUAGAUGGUUACUACUACGGCCAUAAUAGGAAGGGCCUGGUAAGGAUUAGCUGAUCCAGAGC